This is a messenger RNA of Ictalurus punctatus (channel catfish), 4591 nucleotides long. RefSeq names its product guanylate cyclase 2Cb (gene gucy2cb). Gene Ontology annotation, biological process: cGMP biosynthetic process; protein phosphorylation; intracellular signal transduction. Gene Ontology annotation, molecular function: protein kinase activity; ATP binding; guanylate cyclase activity. Lineage: Eukaryota; Metazoa; Chordata; Actinopteri; Siluriformes; Ictaluridae. The coding region runs from base 963 to 4169 and encodes 1068 amino acids. The transcript has 27 exons. The record is from RefSeq and is a predicted model, not a curated record.
CUUUUACAAACUUUAUAAAUGAGUAUUUUUAUAUAAACCAAGACAAACAACGGUGAAAUAAUGUUUGUGUUAAAUAGUUUUUUAACAUGAAGAUGUAUGUACAUUAUCCACUAUACAGAACAGUAGAAAAAUGGGGAAGCUUGUUUCUGGGACAGUUCUAUAGGCAUUUUAGUGAUGUUAUGUGCUUGCAUGUAGAAGGAUAGCUUGUUAUACAAAUGCAUGUAAAAUACUCAUUAUUUAAAAUAUAAAAGCAAAAUUACUAACUAAACACAUGAAUCCAGAUGUGCUAAGUUCUCACUACAAGCCAGAUAAUAUCUGACUGAAUAAAUCACAUGUGUAGUUUAGGUCUGUGUGUUCACUGUUAGACCACAGCAGCAGGUGACCGGGUGUCUCUGUAUAAUUUUUACAGUGUGAUUGUAUAGCCAAUCUUGCUGCUGUAGAAACUGGGCAGAUGGGUAGGCUAUACAUUUUCAAAUGCUCUUAUCUGAGCAAGUCUCAGUUCAGACACAGAGCUGGUUUAUUACUACACAAGCUCUCUCGCUCUCUGUAGUUCAUUAACGAGCAGUGGCUCCGAGAACGGAAACAUCUCGCUUUGAUUGUCAACAUUUUUUACGUCGUGUAUUUUUCCAUUAGUUUUAUCUUUUCUCGUAGUCCACGGACUAGGCUUAUAGUCAACAAUAAACCUAACACAGAGUGGACUAAACUGGCAUUAAAUUGUAGAUUUAUUUAUUAUUUUUUUUUGCUUAUUAGACACUUCGACCUACGCUAUUAACCCUCAAAAUAUUUAUAUAUCUAGGCCGAUUUCCUACAAAUAUGACACCGUGUUAAAUUCUGUGAAGACAAUUUGGGUACAGUCCAGCUAAUUUAGAUUUUUUGUUUGUUUGUUUGUAUGUUUUUAAAUAGAGAAGCGGAUCAUUUCUUUUGAUUCAACGCAAUCGUCUUGUAACAGCUGGUAAUGAAUAAUGCGUUACUGGAUUUUUGUGUGUUUGUGGAGUCUAACGAGUGGACUGAACCAGUCUUGCCUAAACGGUGAGUACCUGAUGAACGUGGUGCUGCUGCAGGACGACGUGUCUCCCUGGAGUUUGAACUUCGUUCAGCCAGCGGUGAUGAAAGCGAUUAAAUUCGACGCGGAGAUCAACUACAGCAAUGAUGUGACUCACAACCUGAGUGCAACCUACAAUGGGUUUCAAACUGUUUAUUACCGACAUAAAGGCUGUAGCAGCAGCCCCUGUGGGGGAAUAGAGAUCCUGAAAGAUCUUGAUAAAUCAGGAAUGGUUGGCUGUGCUCUGCUGGGACCAUCCUGUACCUAUGCAACCUUCCAGCUGGUGGAUAUUGACGUUGGUCUAAAACUCAAUAUGCCCAUCAUCUCAGCGGGGAGUUUUGGCCUGUCUUGUGACUACAAGGCUAACCUGACACGCCUACUGCCUCCAGCUCGCAAGGUCUCCAACUUCUUUAUCAGAUUCUUUAACUUCUCUGACGAUAUUAAGCCUUUGUGGAGUAAGACAUACAUCUACAAAAAAAACAAUAAUACAGAGGAUUGCUUUUGGUACAUGAAUGCCCUAGAGGUUGACUCAGGCUCCUUUGUUUCCAGUGUUGUGAAAAAAGUGGUGCUCCGAAAAGAAGAAGAGUUCAGUGCUGCAUUAAAAAAUAAUAGAGAAAGUAACUUGUUUAUUUUAUGCGGAACUCCCGAUGAUAUCAUGCAAUUGAAGAACGGCUCUCUGGAUGUCGAUGCCCAUGUUGCCUUUAUUCUCAUUGAUCUGUACAAUGACAAAUAUUACCUUGAACCAUCCAAUGAUGCUAUGAAGAAUGUCUUGGUGCUGACAAUGCCCAAUACUCGGAAUUACACCAUAACCACCAACAACACGAUGAAUGAUUAUAUUGCCGCAUAUCAUGAUGCGGUACUGCUGUUCGGGCAGGUGAUGAGGCAAAUUUGGCGGAUUCCUGUCAUGGAUGUAGACAGUGUCAACAUUAACUAUUUCAGAAAUGUGUCAUUUAAAGGUAUUGCGGGAGAUUAUACGUUAGACGAGCAUGGGGAUAGAGAUGUGGUGUUUUCAGUGAUUUACACCAACAUCAACAAUGAGUACAAAGUUUUGUAUGAGUUUGACACCAGUAAUAAUAAAACAACACUGGUCGACGUCAAUCCUUCAUUCAUCUGGCCUCAACAGCAACUUCCUGAUGAUCAGCCUAACGCUGAUAAUGCAGGUCUAGGUCUGAUGGUGCAGAAUGUCAUUGUCAUAUCACUGGGCUUCCUAGCGUUGAUAGUGAUAGCCACAGUUGCGUUUGUCUUUUACUGGCAGAACAGGUCAUACCGCCGUAAACAAAAGCGAUGGUCCCACAUCCCUGUAAAGCUCAUUAACCCUGUAGAGUCCAGUGAGAGAAAUAUGGUGUCUCUAAAGAUUGAUGAGGAUGCCUGGAAAGAUACGUGUCAGAAGAUUCGCCGGGCACGCUAUGAUAAAAAGAUUGUAAUCCUUAAAGAGCUGAAGCACUCUGAUGGCUACUUCAGUGAAAGACAGAGAAUAGCACUUAAUGCACUAUUACAAAUAGAUUAUUACAACCUAAUAAAAUUCUAUGGGACAGUAAAGAUUGAUCAUGAGGUUCUUGGAGUGUUUGAGUACGGAGAGCGAGGAUCUCUGAGGUAUGUACUUAAUGAUAGGAUUUCAUACCCAGAGGAGACCUUCAUGGACUGGGAGUUCAAAAUUUCUGUCAUGUAUGACAUUGCAAAGGGCAUGUCCUAUCUUCACGCAAGCAACAUUGAAGUCCAUGGCCAUCUGAAGUCCACCAACUGUGUCACUGAUAAUCGUAUGGUAGUGAAAAUUACCGGCUUUGGUUUUAAUACUUUCAUCAGUCCAGACAGAGAUCUGUGGACUGCUCCAGAGCACUUAAGAAAAGAGGGCAUUUCUCAGAAGGGAGAUGUUUAUAGUUUUGCCAUAAUUGCACAGGAAAUCAUGCUGAGAAAAUGCACAUUCUACACCAAGGCCUGUUCUGAUAAAGCUGAAAAGUUGGACCAUGUGCAGUAUCCCCGAAUGCUGUGUUUUUUCAGGCCUGACCUAAACUUUGAAACUGCAAGUGAAAAAGAACUAGAGGUGUACUUACUUAUUAAAUCCUGUUGGGAUGAAGACCCUGACAAAAGACCAGAUUUCAAAAAGAUUGAAAGCACUUUGGGAAAGAUUGUCAGUCUGCACAACCAGGCCAAUGAGAGUUACAUGGGAAAUCUAAUUCGCCGGCUACAGAUGUAUUCCCAUAACCUAGAGCACCUGGUGGAAGAGCGCACAGCUCUGUACAAGGCAGAGAGAGAUAGAGCGGACAAUCUCAACUUCAUGCUUCUUCCAGGGCCAGUGGUACGCUCUCUGAAGGAGACUGGCAGUGUGGAGCCUGAGCUGUUUGAUGAGGUCACUAUCUACUUUAGUGAUAUUGUGGGUUUCACCACCCUUUGUCACUACAGCACACCCAUGGAGGUGGUGGACAUGCUCAAUGACAUUUACAAAAACUUUGACAGCAUCCUCGACCAUCAUGAUGUCUACAAGGUGGAGACAAUUGGUGAUGCGUACAUGGUGGUGUCGGGUCUCCCACGGCGAAAUGGAGACAGACAUGUGAUGGAUAUUUGCCAUAUGGCGCUGGACAUCCUUUCCUUCAUGGGCACUUUUGAGUUGCGCCACCUGCCUGGCUUGCCUGUAUGGAUCCGUAUAGGGGUGCACUCAGGUCCUUGUGCUGCAGGUGUUGUGGGGCUUAAGAUGCCCAGAUACUGUCUGUUUGGAGACACAGUGAACACUGCUUCUCGCAUGGAGUCCACAGGAUUACCCUUGAAAAUCCAUGUAAGUCAGUCAACAAUCAACAUUAUUGAGCGGGCUGACUGCAAGUUUGAAUAUAUGAAGCGAGGAGAGACAUAUUUAAAGGGUAAAGGAAAGGAGACAACAUACUGGUUAACAGGGGUUACUGGACAAAACUACAACCUGCCUACACCCCCAACAGCUGAAAACUUCCAGCGUCUGCAGCAAGACCUGGCAGAGAUGAUAAAGAGUUGUCUGGAGCAGCGGUCUCCGAGUCUUGCGAAGAGGAAGACACUUUCAGCAGGUCAGAGGAAGCUCAGAGGUCACUCAGAGCUGACUGAUAGUGAGCAGCCUGAGUACUUCCACCUUGCUACUGUUGACAACCUUAGUACAUACCUGUAACCUGUAAAAUGUUUGUUCCAUGUUCAUUGCAGAAUAUUGUAAAUAAUCUAUAUUUAACUAUCAAUAACUAUUGACUUUUUUUUUUUUUUUAAUGUAAUAUUUGGAUAAAUUUAUAUUCUUAGUUUAUAGAAUGUGCAUGUUUUACACUGGUACAUGUGAACAACUGUGAAAUUGAAUUUUAAAGCAUGUUUUACCAGCUGUUGUGUAUCUUUUAGCUGCAACCCAUUUUAAAGAGAGGUUUUUAUUAAAUUGUUCUUUACGAAUGCUCAUUACAAGUGCAUUAUACUAAGUUUUAAUCGAGCCACAUCACACCAUUGUCAUUGUAAGAAAUACAACUCAAAAGCUCGAAGCACUUUUUUUUAAAAAUAAAGAGCACGUUUAUUUGAAUUUUCUAUUUGCUACUCCCACAUCAAUUCAUCGAC